AUGAAGGUCACGUAUGUGGCUGCUGGUGUGGAGAGGGGAAAACAAGUGGUGCUGGUGUCGUCCUCUGGUAGCGGCUCCGGCCCAUCCGAACCGGGCGUUGUGGCUCGGUCUACUGACGUCAUGCACACUUCCAUUAGGUCUUUUGCUGAGACAGACUUCAUAUCUUAUCUCAGACUGGGCGAGCUUUGUCUUGCUGAUCUCCACCAAUUGUGUUCUGAGGAGGAGGACGUUGUUCCAGACGACGACAUUGAGGGUGGCGUGUGA
This is a messenger RNA of Lactuca virosa, 264 nucleotides long. The record is from the annotation of a GenBank genome assembly. NCBI's taxonomy places the organism in Eukaryota, Viridiplantae, Streptophyta, Magnoliopsida, Asterales, Asteraceae.